CGGGGGGUACGAACGGGAACCUCGGCGGUGGCGGGGGGAUGCUCGGGGGAGCCCUCAGCAGGUUCCUGGUGAAAUGAGCAGCAAAGCACGAGCCUCGGGUGUUUGCUGGCAGCUGGGCAAGGUGCACAGGGCUCCUGGCAGCCUGCAGGCAUGGAAAUGCAAGCAGGACUGAGCUGAGCGAGCUGUGGCCUUCACCACGAGCAUCCGGCACUGCCGCGUGGCUUUUUCCACCCAAAUUUUCCCUUUAUUAUGACCUGUUCCUCAAAGGUGUUCUUCUAGAUCCGUGUUUUUCCUGGGAAUGGAGGUGCCCUUCGUGCUGCUUCUGACCAGGCUCGUGGCAGAAGUUGCUGGAAAAUCCACAGAAAACUCGGUGCCAGACCCGGAAUGUUGUGUGGAAACGUUGGAUUCCAACAGCUCCUGCCCCGUGCCCCAGCAGUGCAGCCCAGGAUGCUACAGGAGGUGGAACGAGGAUGGGAGCAGCAGCUGCAUCAGGUGCAGGAAUGAGAGCCUGGGCAGCCCCUCUGGGCACAACCUCAGCGAGUGCAGGAGCUCUGGGGGCAGAGGGCUGAGCUCCCACCUGAACGGGAGCACUCCUCUCAUCCAGAACUUGGGGGGCCCCGAAGUCGCCGCCUCCCUGAUUUUGGGGACCUUUUUCCUCAGUUUAUUCCUGAUCCUUUCUGUGGCUUCUUUUUUCUACCUCAAACGAGCCAACAGACUCCCAAAGGUUUUCUACAGGAGGAACAAAGCAUCUGUUCUCCAGCCCAGUGAAACAGCAUCCAUGAUCCCUCCUCCAGCUUCUUCAGUGCUGCUUUGGGUUGAAAAGAAUAAAAUGUGCUUUAAAACUGGAUUUUAACCCCCGGUGUUUCCUGGUUUGUAUCUUUGUAAACAGUGCCAAAAUAAAGAGAUUUCAGCUUUUCUUUUUUGGCUUUCCAGCUUUUUUUUUGGGGGGGUUGAUUAGAAAAUAAACCAGGGAAAAAAAUAUUGGGAAAAAUCAAAUUCCAAACCUGUGCUGGCCCUCAGGGAGAGCUGAGCAGGGAAAUUUCCCUGUGGAAAAUCCCAAAAUUCCAGGAGCUGCAAUUCCAGAGGCUCUGGAAUUGGGAGAGCGUUAAUUAGGAGCGAGCAAUUAGCGUGGACUUAAUUGAGAUGUUUACAUCGAGCAGGUAAAGCCGGGCUUUAAUUCCCUUUUCCCCUCCCUGUUCCCCACUGGGAUGGGAUUUGGGGUUCUGGGGUUGGGAUUGGGGAAUUCCCAAUUCCCUGUGCCAGUGACGUCA
Molecule: messenger RNA, 1271 nt
Organism: Passer montanus (Eurasian tree sparrow)
Lineage: Eukaryota; Metazoa; Chordata; Aves; Passeriformes; Passeridae
Gene: CUNH1orf159
Product: chromosome unknown C1orf159 homolog
Exons: 11
Coding region: 299-853 (184 amino acids)
Source: RefSeq, a predicted model, not a curated record